Messenger RNA from Amborella trichopoda, 3152 nucleotides. NCBI's taxonomy places the organism in Eukaryota, Viridiplantae, Streptophyta, Magnoliopsida, Amborellales, Amborellaceae. The record is from RefSeq and is a predicted model, not a curated record.
UGGCUCUAAAAAUUAAUUUUCAACACCACUAAUAAUAUUUGAAACCCAAAAAAAUAGCACAGAUCUUGGGAAGAAGUAAACACUUAUGUUUAGAGUGAAAUGGAUGGUCUAGGUGAUUUCUCAGGGAAAUGGAGUGGCUUGAAUUAUGCUCAUGAGACCACGGCGUGACUUCAAAGUCCCCCGCCGCGCCCCAAAACACCAAGGGGUUGGGAACCCAGUGGAGAUGGCUUGUAGAUCAAGCCCAAAAAGAAGCCCUAAGAUUGUCGGCAUUGGGUUCAUAGACGGCAGUGCAUUUCCAGUGUAGCCUAUCAGAGCCCCAGGAAAGGAUCAUCGUAAUUGAGAAAAGGCCUAUAGCAGAAUCUAGCAGAUCAUGUAGGAUGGGAUCCCAAAGGAUCCAGACGCCACCUGAAGCACCUUGUGCUUCCAGAGCAGUCCACCUUCUAGGCUUGAAGCCCCAAAUGCGUCGAAUAUCAGAAAGAGUGGGAGAAGGCAGUUUGGUCUCACACAAAGCCAAGAGGGUCUGUAUUGCACACAGUUCUCGAACCGCAUUUCCUUUUAGUGGUUGGCCUAGGCCACAGACAUUCCACAUUAAUACUUUCAUUGGGAGAAGGAUGAGGUAUGGGUCCUCCUUGAGCAGGGAGGGAGUUGAGAAGGGGUUGCUGAGGCUUAGAGGUUAAGAGCAGAAGGACGAGGGGUAAGGGGUUGAGAAAGUCCAGAGUAAAAGUUGACUCCAAAAGCUAGCAAGUUAUCCAAUUCCCGCUUUGACUUUAUUUUUUUGGUAGUGGAGGAUGAGACUAAAUCGGCAUUGAUGACGUCUUUUAGGGCUGGGGGCUCAAUGAAUUUGAAGCCCAUCACUCUCAUGACCUCUUGAGGGUCACCUUGUGCGCGAAGCAGGUAAUGGAAAAAAGUGGAGUCAACUAAAGUUAGAGAGUGAGACAAAGAGCUCGUUGGGGAGAGCCGAGAGGAAUAAGGAGAAAGGGUUGACCCCUCUGGGGGAGGAGGGGCACAGUGUGGAGGGCUGUAGUGGCAGGAAACAAGGGUGGAAGGGUGAGAGUUUAACCUCUGAAAGAGGGGGAUAAGAAUGCGUAGCGGGGUAGGAAAGGGGGUUAUGGGGGAGAGAAGCAUUGGGUGCAAGGCUGAUCUCAUUAGGUGGGUUGGGGUGGAUGAAUUGAGAUGCCGACCCCAUCGCCUCCUUAGGGGAAUUAAAGGUGGGAUCUGGACAGAUCGACUAAUUGGGAUUGAUCUCACCAUUUUUGUCACCCGACCAUUUUUGUCACCCGACGAGGAAAAUAGAGAAGAGAGCGAUGGGUCCUGCUAUCUAAGGGAUCCGCGAGACAGGAUAGGUCCCCGAAUUGUCCCUUACAACCAAGGAUUCAACGUCAGAGGGGGGUCCACCGCAGUCAUGGUUGUCGAGGGUAACUCCAAAGGGCCCACCAGGGGUAAAAGGGGUGAACUCAGCUUCCACGUAGACGCGAAAGGUGAGGCUACCUGUUUCAAAUCGAGAGGCUGUGAUGGUGGAGGGUUUGCCAAAGGGGGUAUCUUGCGUCGUAGGAAAAGGUAGAGAGAGGUUCGUAGAUGGAGAGGCCCCAUAGGAGGAAGACCCUGGGAAGGGCCCACAUUGUGGUGGUAAGUCGAGGAAGGGUAUAAGGCUAAGGCCAGAAUGAGAUGGGUGACCAUCGGAUAAGGGUUACCCUUGCCCCUAGGCACAAGAUGAGGAGAAAGUUGGUUGGGAGGGCUUAGAGCGUGAGCAUUGAACAAGGGGAGGGGUCCACCGUGAUUUGGAAAAGAUCCUUGUCCCUGAGGAGGCUGCGGUAUGGGUGGGCUUGAGUAAGUAACCACCGUCGGAUGAAUAGCACCUAUAUCGCGAGUGGUCGGCAAGAUAGGUUGGUUAGGGGCCGACGCAUGAAAACGAGUUGAAUUUCCAAAAGUGGCAGCAGGGUGGUAGAUCCACUGUAGGAUGAAGAGAUCCUUGUCCCUAAGGAGGCUGCGAGAUGGGCGGGCUAGCGUUAAUAACCAACGUUGGAUGGAGAGGGCCUUUAUCGCGAGGGGUUUGCAAGAUUGGUGGAUUAGGAGCCAACACGUGUCAAAUCUCCAGAAGAGGCAGCAAUGUGGUUGGUGGAAAGUGGUCUAGCAGUCAGCCACUCCUUCACUUGGACGCCUAUCAUUGGCUGCCGAGCUGGAUGGGUUUCUAUGGACGUUUGGCGCUCGAUAUUGGAAUAUUCGACGCGUGGCCCGCCUGCGAAGGACCUAGCGUUGACCAUGUCCAUUUGCCAAGGGGCAAAUCGUGGCGGUUGCUUGUAAUCCUUAUAAGCCCUUGGAUUUCUUAAUCGACGGCCACGAGUCACCAUGGUCCACUCCUCCGUAGCUUGCUGAACGGGGUAUCGUGGUCUUGACCCAGCAAUACCAAGGUCCUCAACAUGACAAGACGGGUGGGGGGAAGCCUUCACCCAGGAAACUGGGAUGCUGAAAAAGAGCCCAUAUGGCUCUAGCCACAGGCGGUAGGGGACCUGUUCCGGAAUGAGAACUUCAACCAGGACUCGAAUGGAACUAAGCGGCAAUGAGGCAUGUGAAGGCUAGUGGAUCGAGAUGAAUCUACCGCAUGCUUCCCCAAUCUUUUGGAAGGUUUUCGCGUUCCAGACCUGUCGUGGGAUGUGGGUGGCUAGAGAUGUUCCUGCUAGAUACCUUCUACGUCUGGGACAGGGAGAGCAAGAGUUAGCUACUGACCUUGAUUUUAGCCGGCAAGGUCGUGUCAAUGCAAUGCUUGUACGUCGGAUAGAACUGCUCACAGAGGUUGAAAGGCUUGCAAAAUUACUUAACCAGCCAGAAGAUGUGGGCUAUACAUGUGCAACCGCAGGCUACUUUUGGUUGCAUGUCUACUCUCGUUGGGAACAGUUUCUUGCUGCUUGUGAGCAGAAUCGAGAAAAACCAAAUUUUGUCAAAGAUAGAUUUCCAUUUCAAGAGUUCUUCUCGGGCACACCUAAGCCUGUAUUCACAGGAGAAUCAUUUGAGGCAGAUAUGCGUUCAGCAAUGGGCUGCUUUCGCCAUCUUAAAACUAUGCUUCAGUAACUUGAAGAAUGCAGAGCCUUUGAGCAGUUGAAAUCAACAGCUGAUAGGGCGAAUUAUCUGAUGACCAAACAGGCGAAGAUUGUGGC